CUACAACGCUUAAGAUUUCAAUCUGAAGUGGACCCACAUAUUCAAAUGGGUCUCUGACUCUGAGUGGAACCACUGAACAAUGGCUCAUGAGCAGGAUGACAUUAAAAUCAUCAUUCUCGUAUUUAAAUUCAAAUCCUAGUCUUGUUAUCUCUUUCCCAAAACCACCCAGACCCAGUUUCUAUCAAGAGCUUAAAUUUCUUUCUUGCAAAAUCCUACAAGGUUUGUUCCUUCCUUUAUCAGCCAUGUCGGAUGGAUGCAAAAAAUCCUCCAUUUUAGGUCAGUCAUACAAUUCUCUCUACGUCAAUCCCCUCACUGAAUUCCGGCACAGUCGCAGUUGCAGUGAUAGUGUCCGCUUAGCCUCCAAAUGCGACAAAUGUGAAGAUUUCACGCACCGAAAAGUUGCAACUGAUAAUAAAGAGAAUGUCACGCCCAAGAGGAAAGAUGCAACUCUGUUUUGUGACAAGGAAAAUGCAGUGCCUACGAAUGGGCCUUCUUCUUUGCCCAAACAUUUCUCAAAGUCCAAGUCUUUGUGCACAGAUAGGAUUUUGAAGCCGAACUCGCUUCAGUUUUGUAUGCAGAUGAACGAACCUGAAAAGGCUUUUGGGUCCAAGAUAUGGGAUAAUGUGCAUUUUGAAAAUAUGAGCUCUUUAAAGAUUUGGGAUUACUCUGAUUCAGAGGCAGCCCCAGCUUCUUCCUGGUCAACGUUGCCCAAUAAGUCUUUGAUCUGUAGAUCGUUGCCUAUAGAUAUUGGAAGGUGUACGUGUCUUAUUGUAAAGGAAGCAAAACCAGAAGGACUAUCCGGGGGCACUAUGUUUUCGCUUUAUACUUAUGAAGGUCAAGGUCGCCAGAAUAGGAAACUCGCUGUCGCUUAUCACAAGAGGCGGAAUGGGAGAUCUCAGUUCAUUGUGGCUCACAAUGUAAAAGGUCUCUUGUCCAAUUCAGAUGAUAGUUUCCUUGGAACAGUAACAGCAAACCUCCUGGGUUCAAAAUACCGUAUUUGGGAUCAGGGAUUUCAUCAUAAUUUGCAUGAUAAACAGUCAAAACCACCUCUUGCCGUUGUGAUGUUUAUACCUACAGCAGCAACAUGUACAGGAAGUUACAGAAGUAUGAGGGCAUAUGUACCCAAGCAUCAAUCUAUGUCACUAAAGAGCACAGCUCAGGUUCAACAUAUCAAAGGACUACCCAUGGAUUGGGAGGGAAAGUUAGACAAAGUCCAUCAAUUGUUCUCAAGGGUUCCACUUUACAACAAAACUUCAAAACAAUUUGAACUUGACUUUAAAGAUAAAGGAAGAGCAGGACUUAGAAUCCAAAGAUCGGUAAAAAAUUUCCAGCUGACUUUGGAGGAGAAUGGGAAGCAAACUAUUCUUCAACUGGGUAGAGUUGAGAAAUCAAAAUUUGUUAUGGAUUACAGAUAUCCUUUGACAGGUUACCAAGCGUUCUGCUUAAGUUUAGCUUCCAUUGAUACCAAGCUCUGUUGCUCUGUGUAGUGAGAAUUCUUUGCGACCAUGUUUAGUUCAACCUCUGAACAGACCAUGGCUUCUUGCUCUCUCAUUUUGCCCCCACCCUGAGGGUAAGACCAGAAAAUGGACAAAUCAUGCUUCCUAAUCCAAUGGAUUGAAUGUGCUUGAGUAUAUCAUUGUUCAAAAGAAAAUGAAUAUUUUGGAAGAGUUCAAGUGGCACUUGGAUCUCAUUAAGAAGUUUUGAAGAUUUAGACAGUUAAAUAGAAAGUCAAGUUUUGCUCUAAGAAUUGGAAAAUCCACAUGCUGUGGUGAAGAUAGAGUUCCUAUCGAGCAUUGAUUGUUUCAGUUUAGAAGCCUUGUAUGUUGCUGGAUAGAGUUUUCCCUAGUGCUUCUCUACAUUGAACUCUAUCUUUGUCAAAAGAAAAAGGGGGAUUUUCACUGCAUAAUUAAACUUUGAAGCACAAUUGAUUGUAUUCUGUUGUGAGAUCUUAAAUGCAAAUUGCAUAGUAACCCCUCCCUCUUCACCCUUUUAGUGUACAAAGAAUAUCCCAUUU
This is a messenger RNA of Prosopis cineraria, 2014 nucleotides long. Its product is annotated as tubby-like protein 8. Lineage: Eukaryota; Viridiplantae; Streptophyta; Magnoliopsida; Fabales; Fabaceae. The record is from RefSeq and is a predicted model, not a curated record. Bases 87 to 1487 code for a protein of 466 amino acids. The transcript has 9 exons.